Molecule: messenger RNA, 213 nt
Organism: Penicillium concentricum
Lineage: Eukaryota; Fungi; Ascomycota; Eurotiomycetes; Eurotiales; Aspergillaceae
Exons: 1
Coding region: 1-213 (70 amino acids)
Source: RefSeq, a predicted model, not a curated record
AUGGACCUAUUGUCUUCACCAUGCAUCAAGACAUUGCACGACGCACCUUCCAUCGUGAACCUUCCUUUAUGGUCACCUUCCAGUAUGACCACUGUCCACCUUGACCACAUCAACCUUGGACCUUCCACCAUUGACCUUCCACUAUGGUCACCUUCCAUCAUGACCCAAAUCAACCUUGGUCUUCCAACAUGGACCUUCCAUCAUGACCAUUGA